CCGGUAACACCGACAAACAUUCAGCCCUUUUCUCGCGAGAUUCGACGGGUUCCACUUUCUUCUCGUCCAGCAUGGCCGCGCUGUAUGAGGGUUACACGUUGUGCGGACUUGUUCCAGCUCAAACUCUAUCAAAUUCAGGCAUUCAGGGGAUCGAAGCGGAGAGAGACAGCGACCAUGUCGUCGUCACCGACUCAACCAGAUCUGUCACGCUGUACAAGGUUUCAGACCAGAAGCCACUGGGCAGCUGGACGGUGAAACAAGGACAGACCCUGACCUGUUCAGCAGUUUACAACUCCCAAACCAAAGAAUAUGUGGCUGUGUCAGACAACAAGGUGGUCAGAGUUUGGAAGGAAGAAGACAUACUCUUAGAUAAGGCCUUCAAAGCAACCGUGUCAUCAGAUGUCUGGAGGGUCCACUGUGUGUCAGGAGGCGAGCCUGUGGUCUUGUUCCAGAGAGGAGCUGUGAGACUCCUGGACUCUCUCCUCUCCGCUCCCCAGCAGCCCAUAGAGGAAGUCCUGGCUCGAGAAGAGACCAUUAGGUGGAGCACCAUCUUAGUGGCAGAUUCGCAGCAGUAUGUUAUCUUCACAACCGAACAGACAGGAAAUAAUUUCCUGUACCUGCACAGACUGAAUCCCAACACGUUGCAGAGGUACCGACUGGAGAGAGAGGAGCCUGGUCUUUCCCCGCUCAGCUUCUCUGCCUCCUACAGGGAUAAACACAUCUGCCUGCUUUAUCUUUACCCUAAUGGUCAUAUGUACCAGAGUCUAGUCUCUGUGCGGGGCCUGGGGGUUGAUGAGGGAGCCCAGGCACUUCAGCUACCACGUAGUCUGCUCCUGGCUCUUCCAGUAGGUGAGGGCCUGCUGGAGGCAGCAUCAGCCCUGGUCCUGGAUGAAGCCCAUGUAGCUGUCGUUGGGGUUCCACACCCCUCUGCCGGAGCUGGUAAAGACUUCCUCUGCAUAUGGAAUACCAAUUUCCAGACGCUUCAGGCCGGAAAAGAGAUGGCGGGUAAAAUCUACGGACAGCUAUGGACUUUCUCCAACAAAUUAUUCAUUCCACAUGGGAAAAUCCUCUCUGUUAUUCCAUAUGAAUGCCCCAAAUCAUCCUUAGCCUCUGCCCUGGGAAAACUAAGGCAGGCCAAGACUGAAAAGUCCCAAGCUCCAGCUUUCAUACCAUCUUGGAAUACCAUUUUACACGGAGAGACAACUCAGCCCUCUAGAGCAAUGGAGACCAGGAAGAUGCGAACGAACCGCAAGACCCAGUCAUCACCUAGUUUGACAAUUGACCAAGUUCUGGAAAUCAUUAAGACGGCACCAGUUGAGGAGGUCCAGAAAGAGGUGGAGGGGCUCCUCUCCAGGGCAGACGUCCAGGACCUGCAGCCCUCAGUGGGGCAGCUAGCAUCAACCCUUGUGUCCCGAAGCCUGGCUGAUCCAACCUUCUACACCCCAAGCACCCUGAUGCAGCUAGUGCACACUCAGUUUCUCUGCCACAGUGUGUGUCCUGACCUCGUUCUCCUGGCCCUGGAGAAGAAGGACUACUUUCUGUGUCAGCUCUGCUUGCAGUUCUUCCCUGACAUCCCAGAAGCUGUCACCUGUGCCUGCCUUAAGUCUUUCAUCAGUAUGUCAGAUGUCGAUGCGGAGAAAGUGAAUCUGGAGCCCGACAGCGUCUCCUUCAUGGAAACCCUAAUUGCCAGGGAGCGUGGCCAGGUUGGCUUUCAGAAUGGUUUCAGCCCCACCUCCUUAGAUGAGGACCGCUCAGAAGCCCUCGGUGGAGGUGGCACCAUCAUUAAGACCAGAGCAGAAGACAAGGAGAAGACCUCAACUCCACCAGAACAGAGCUGUCCUGUGGGAUUAAACAAGGCUGUUCUACUAAAUGAGGUGCUGAUGACGGCAUACAGUGACACGUUCCUCCUUCCACACCUAAAAGAUCUCUCCUCCCCACAUGUUAUUCUUUUCUUCCAGUACCUGCAGUUCCUUUACCUAAAAUAUUCUCAAGAUGCUUCACCACAGAUGCAUGUAUUGAGAUCACCAAGUCUGAGUCAGAUCAUGGAUUGGGUAUGCUUGUUGUUAGACGCCCAUUUCACUGUGCUAGUGAUGACUCCUGAGGCCAAAGGCUUAUUGCUGAACCUCCACAGCUUUGUGAAGUCUCAGGUGAGACUGGUUUCUGAACUUGGAAAGAUCGAGGGCAGCCUUCAAGAGCUCAAUAAGAUCAAGGUGAAGGAGGAUGUUGGACAAUACUCCAUUGAAGUCAUUGAGCUGUUUUAGAAUGUGUACAAUGUGUAUACUUUAAAUAAAUCAAUGAACAUAUUCUCUCCUUCCAAUGUUUCAUCUGUAGUGGUUUCAAGGGUUGUAUACUAUUAAGUGCGUUUUGGCACAGAUUCCAGUUAGUAGAACUCAGAUGCACAAGUUUUACUGAGUUUGACAAGAAUUCUUAUUUUAUUUAGGCAUUGAUUAAGUUGCAAAUGCCUUUGAGCCACGUUUUAAACUUGUUUAACCUCAGCCAACAUGGUUUGCCAGUUGAAUUAAGAGUCUGCUCAUAUGCCAAACUGUAAACCGCAUGUAAAAGCCACCUAAUAUGAGAGUAUGAAAACAGUUUGUAAUAUUUGUACUGGCAUUUGUAAUUCCUUCACAUCCUUAAUUGUCACUGCCUGUUUAUUGUAUGUGUCCUGACAUCUGAAUAUUUGUGAAUCUGUCAGUUGUGACAGUAGUCUGUACUGGCUUUUUAUUUUGAAUACAAAUGUAUAUCUAAAUGUG
This is a messenger RNA of Scatophagus argus, 2750 nucleotides long. RefSeq names its product nucleolar protein 11 (gene nol11). The coding region runs from base 72 to 2261 and encodes 729 amino acids. The transcript is spliced from 18 exons. Gene Ontology annotation, cellular component: nucleolus; nucleus. Gene Ontology annotation, molecular function: RNA binding; protein binding. NCBI's taxonomy places the organism in Eukaryota, Metazoa, Chordata, Actinopteri, Scatophagidae. Gene Ontology annotation, biological process: maturation of SSU-rRNA. The record is from RefSeq and is a predicted model, not a curated record.